UUGGGGCCCUGGAGGGGCGACGGGGCCCUGCUCCUCCCCACCACCAGGGGGCGACAGCGGGUUCGAAGAAGAAGAAGAAGAAGAAGAAGAAGCAGCGAAAUGUAUGGGUUGUCAUGUGUCAUGCGGGCUGACUGGUGGUCAGCUGACAAAUCCGGUGUCUCUUAUGUUUACUUUCUUUUUUUCCCCCCUCUCGCGUGAAACCUGCUUUUUGUUUGCGUGUCGAGUUCACUUGAAUGAAUGCAGCGGCAUGCUGCUGCUGCUUCUACUUCUUCUUCUUCUUCGAGGAGAACCAUGGUCGUCGUCAACUCGGUGCUCAAGCUGUUGCAGAGGCAGACGUACACCUGCCUGUCCCACCGGUACGGGCUCUACAUCUGCUUCGGGGGCAUCGUCCUCAUGAUAGUUUCCGCCUUUCAGUUCGGAGAGGUCGUGGUGGAGUGGAGUCGGGACCAGUAUCACGUGCUGUUUGACUCCUACAGAGACAAUGUGGGGGGGAAAUCCUUCCAAAGCAGGCUGUGUCUGCCCAUGCCUAUUGAUGUGGUGUACACAUGGGUGAACGGCACAGACGUGGGUCUGCUGAAGGAACUGAAGACGGUCAAAGAGCAACUGGAGGAGGAACAAAGAGCCCUGAGGGAAAUCCUGGGGAAAAACGCAAGUGAGACGACUGAAGUGCCAAAAGAGAGUGUUAAGCCCGAAUGUCUGCUGUCCCACUGCAUCAUCGCGCCCAUGCUGGCCCUGGACCCGGCUCUGCCAGCCAACGUCACGCUCAAAGAGCUGCCGUCGCUCUCUUCCUCCUUCUCCGCCGCCAAAGAGCUGCUGCUGAUGAACAAAGCCUUCCACCCGUCCACCACCGUCUCGGUGGUGGUCUUCCAUUUGCAGGCCGAGGCUGAUAAAAGCUACACAGAUGUGUCGAGGGACCAGAAAUUCUCCGUGUCCAGAUGUUACCUGACGACGGAUAAAGAGGCUCCGGGUUUGAUCCGCAUGCAGUCGCUGGCCUACCUGAGCGGCUUCCCGGCAUCCUUUAAGGAAACGGAGCAGCUGAGAGUCAAACUGCCCUCCGUCAUAACCAAUAAGAUCAAACAGUUUGAGUUGUACUCCGAGGCCGGCAUCGCCCUGCUCCACCUCAACACCCCGCAGGACUUCACCGACCUGGCGCAGCAGGCCAAAAAGAAUCUGACCCUGGAUGGAAAAGAGUUGACCAUCAGCCCCGCCUACUUGUUCUGGGACCUCACCGCCAUCUCACAGUCCAAACAGGAUGAAGACGUGUCGGCCAGCCGAUUUGAGGACAACGAGGAGCUGCGCUAUUCGCUGCGCUCCGUGGAGAGACACGCCCCCUGGGUGCGACACAUCUUCAUCAUCACUAACGGGCAGAUUCCCUCCUGGCUCAACCUGGAUAACCCCCGAGUUACAGUCGUCCCCCAUCAGGAUAUCUUCCUGAACAGCAGCCACCUUCCCACAUUCAGCUCCCCUUCCAUCGAGACCCACAUCCACCGCAUCCCGGGGCUCUCGCAGAAGUUCAUUUACCUCAACGACGACGUGAUGUUCGGCAAAGACGUCUGGCCGGACGACUUCUACAGCCACUCCAAAGGACAGAAGGUGUAUCUCACCUGGCCGGUCCCCAACUGUGCCGAGGGCUGCCCGGGAUCUUGGAUCAAAGAUGGCUACUGUGACAAAGCCUGCAACAACUCUGCCUGCGACUGGGACGGAGGAGACUGCCUCGGCGCGGCAGGAAACGGUCGCUUCGUGGCCGGGGUCGGCGGUGGCGGUCCCGGCGGAGGUGGCGGACCGGUGUGGCAGUUUGCAGGCGGGUUAGGAGGUCUUGGGGGGAUUUCGUACUGUAAUCAAGGCUGUGCCAACUCCUGGCUGGCGGACAAGUUCUGCGACCAGGCCUGCAAUGUGCUCUCCUGUGGGUUCGAUGUGGGAGACUGUGGCCAAGAGCACUUUGGCGAGCUGCGUCAUGUGACCCUAGUGAGGAAUCAGAGCCUGUACACCCUCCCGGUAGGUGAAACCAGGCCAUAUUUCAGCUUCGACAGACUGGCCCGCCGAAUCUCGGACGCCCACGUCGGUGACAACCCGGCGGUCCGCCACACGUCCGUCGCCAACAAGUGGAAGACCAUUCACCUGCUUCUUCACCCGGGCCACAACGCUACCCAGAUCCAGUACAAUCUCACUUUCCAGAGACACGACGACACCGAGUUCAUAAUGUGCUUCGGCGUGGCCGUCGACACCCGCGAGCCGCCGCAGGCUAACGCGUCCCAGGCCGCGAGCAAAGAUGACGACGACGACGACGACAAAGACCCGAAGCCGACCUCGACUCCAGAGCCUCCGGUCCCGUUCUCGGAUGUUCCCGAGGACCAGCGCGGUCCUAAGAUCCAGAGGAGGCCGCCCGGGGAACCUCUGAUCGUCGUAGAAGUGCCGUCGCUGAAUGUGUCACUUCUACCGGCCGCUGUGCAAAGCGAGCUGCAAAAGCUGGAGGAGAAGCUCCUGAUCAAUGACAUCACUAUGAAGGGUUAUAACCUCACGAAGGCCGAACUGUUGAAACCUUACAUCGAUUCACAACCAGCGAGCGAGGUCCAGGGGAAGCCCCAUAAAGACUUGGAGGGAGAGCAGUUGGAAGGAAAACCACCUGCGGGAAAUAUUAUUCCGACAAAUCUGAACUCCAAAGAGGAAACGUCCAGGAAAGAGGUUACGGUCCCUCGUUUUAUUACCGUCCACACUGAUGACGAGCAUGAGGGUCUAGCACCCAAACAUUAUGAUCUGAACGCUGCGAUAGACAGGCCCUUGACUUCCAAACUGCUAGACAGCAUUUCCAAAUCCAAGAGUGUGCAGAGUCGGGCGGAGCCGGAGGACGCUGCAGGAGGAGCUCCUUUCGGUCGCAGACUUCAACACUUCAUCUCCUCAGACCGAGGCUUCCUGCCGUGGGAGAGGAGGAAGUACUUCCAGAAAGUGCUCGAGGAAGAGGAGCGCCUGCAGAGAGAGUUGUCGUACGAGGCCGACGGCGCCGCCGCUGGUCGGAGGCUGCGGGACACCUUCGCCGACUCGCUGCGCUACGUCAACAAGCUGCUCAACGGCCAGUUCGGCUUCACGUCGCGCAAAGUCCCCGCGCACAUGCCUCACAUGAUCGACCGGCUCAUCAUGCAGGAGCUGCAGGACACAUUCACAGAGGAGUUCGAGAAGACGUCGGGCCAUCGCGUUCGCCACUCCGAGGACAUGCAGUUUGCCUUCUCGUAUUUCUACUUCCUGAUGAGUGCCCAGCAGCACCUCAACGUGUCUGAGGUGUUCGACGAGAUCGACACGGACCACUCGGGCGUCUUGUCCGACCGAGAGAUUCGAACUCUGGCCACGAGGAUCCACGAGCUGCCACUCAGCCUCCAGGACUUGACAGGCCUGGAGCAGAUGUUGAUAAACUGCUCUAAGACGCUCCCGGCUAACCUGACCCAGCUCCACCUGGUGAACCCAACACAGGAGGCCUACUAUGACCCCAGCAUGCCUCCUGUCACAAAAGGCCUCGUCCUCUACUGCAAGCCCAUCACAGAGCGCAUCCAGAAAGCCUUCAGGGACCAGAAUAAGUACAAGUUUGAGAUCAUGGGGGAGGAGGAGAUCGCUUUCAAGAUGGUGCGGACAAAUGUUUCCCACGUGGUCGGCCAGUUGGAUGACAUUAGGAAGAAUCCCAGGAAGUUCGUCUGUCUGAACGAUAACAUCGACCACAGCCACAAGGACGCUGCCACCGUGAAAGCUGUGCUGAGAGACUUCUACGAGUCCAUGUUCCCGCUGCCGUCCCAGUUUGAGCUGCCGAGAGAGUAUCGCAACAGAUUUCUGCACAUGGAAGAGCUCCAGGAGUGGCGCGUAUAUCGGGACAAGCUGAAGUUCUGGACGCACUGUGUCCUCGUAACGCUCGUCGUCUUCACCAUCAUGUCCUUCUUUGCCGAGCAGCUGAUCCUGCUGAAGCGAAAGCUGUUUCCCCGACGCAGAGUAAACCAGGACAGCAACCCUGAGCGGGUGUGAAGAAGGGAAGCUCAAGUCCUCCGUGCUUGUGUUGCAUCGGCAACGUCCGGCGGGCAGACCCGUGUGAGAUGGUGAUGGAGCGUUUUUUUUUUUCCAUAAGAUAAUGGACGGGGCUGGCCCGGGCAAAGGAAUGCCAGCCAGAAAGAAGAAGAUAAGAAAAUAAGAAGGAGCCUGUGAUAAUUAUGUUCCUCCACUGGGGGCAUCUGAGGCUUUUGUACAAGUCCACAAACAAACACUCCCUCCACACUGCACCGCCCUCCUCGUGUCCUGCUCUCGCCAUGUUUUUGAUUGAUGUGCUGCUAAAGUGUGAAACAUUUGACGGCAGCUGGUCAGGACCUAUUGUGUGUGUGUGUGUGUGUGUGUGUGUGUGGCGAGCAAGUUUGACCAUAAAAUCCACAAACUGCAGAUUAAUGGAACCUGCAACUAUUUUGAUAAUCGAUCAAUCGUCCGAGUCACUUUUCAAAGCUUUUUUUUUCUUUUUUUUCUAGUUGAUUUAUCUUUGGGUUUUGGACUGCUGGUGAAACAAAACCCUUUUUAAAGAUGUCACCUUUGGGUGCUGGGAAAUUGUGAUCGGCUUUUUGACGUCAACAGUGGAGAGGGAGCGACGUGGGGAGCGACGUGCAGCAAACGGUCGCCAAUGGAACCAGGGAAUCGGUGCUCAGGCCUCGGGUAUCUGGUUGGAAUUUAUAUUUAUGAGUAUUAUUAUUAUUAUUUUUGGAUUAAUUGGUCAGUGGAUAUAAAAAAUAAUCUACACCUGCAGCCGUGCUUGUGUUUGGCUUUUUUAAUUUUAAGGAAAGGAUGAAAUCAAAUAUAACUGUCGGUGGUCGUCUGUCGUUUGAAAACAUGGAAACUUGAAGUGCCUUCAUUGUUCACUCCUGCUUGUUUGACUCCUGUUGGUUUUUUAAACAUGUAUUCUUCUAAAUGUUGGACACGUCACCAUAUCUAGGGAUUCACGAUGAAUGAAUGGUUUAUAGGAUAAUGCGGUACUUGAUGGAGCUCCAUGUAAUACUACAGCUUUCUCGUGUGUGUGUGUGUGUGUGUGUGAGUGUGAGCUACUGUCUGAAAUUCAGACUCCCUCAGCAUGAUCUGUAACUUAUUUCGAUUGUAUUAUUGUGACGGUGAGCCCGACGACUGUCAGUUUUACAAAGUUCUUUAAUAUAAUGACAAAAAAGGAGAGGAAGUGGAUGUUUUCAGCAUUUUAACGCUGCCGUAAAAAGUCUUGAUGUACUUUGCGAUUGUGUUGCAGAUGUAGAAACUGGAUUGCAUCGGUUCAACGGCUCUUCUGACUAAAAUAAAAAUGUGGCUUGGUUCGGUCA
Cyclopterus lumpus (lumpfish) is the source of this 5318-nucleotide messenger RNA. It is a transcript of the gene gnptab, whose product is annotated as N-acetylglucosamine-1-phosphate transferase subunits alpha and beta. The transcript is spliced from 21 exons. Bases 238 to 4002 code for a protein of 1254 amino acids. The record is from RefSeq and is a predicted model, not a curated record. Lineage: Eukaryota; Metazoa; Chordata; Actinopteri; Perciformes; Cyclopteridae. Gene Ontology annotation, biological process: carbohydrate phosphorylation; N-glycan processing to lysosome. Gene Ontology annotation, cellular component: Golgi apparatus. Gene Ontology annotation, molecular function: UDP-N-acetylglucosamine-lysosomal-enzyme N-acetylglucosaminephosphotransferase activity; calcium ion binding.